Molecule: messenger RNA, 5616 nt
Organism: Equus quagga
Lineage: Eukaryota; Metazoa; Chordata; Mammalia; Perissodactyla; Equidae
Gene: TTC19
Product: tetratricopeptide repeat domain 19
Biological process (GO): mitochondrial respiratory chain complex III assembly
Cellular component (GO): mitochondrial inner membrane
Molecular function (GO): protein binding
Source: RefSeq, a predicted model, not a curated record
AUGGCGCCACACGCCUCAGCCUCCUCAGACGGAGAAACGGGCGCGACGCUGCGACAGACCCCCGGGGCAUUCCCGCCGCCGGCCGGGGAUGGAGCGAGGCGCAGUGACGUCGGCGUGCGUCACCGCGCACGCGGGCGGCAACGACGACUCCUCCUGGUACGUCCCGGCCCUACCAAUCCGGCGGGCGCUCGGCGUCGGGGGCGGGGCGUCCCACGGGCGGUCGCGCCUGCAGUGCGCAGAGGACACGGCGCGGGCAUGUACCGGCUCCUCAUCCAGAGCCUGGGCCGAGGCGUCCUGCGGGCCGCGGGGCGGCGGUGCCGGGGCUGCCCGGCGCGCCCGCUCCCGGGGCCGGCAGGAGGCCGGCUGCCUGAGGUGGAAGUGCCGCCCUCCCGCGUCGCGCCGCGCGGCCGGGGCCCGGGCCUGCUGCCGCUGCUGGCAGCCCUCUCUUGGUUCUCGAGGCCCGCGGCGGAGGAGCGGCCGGCAGCGGGCGGGGCCGCCGCCGGGGACGCGGCGGACGAGGCCGAGGCCGAGAUCAUCCAGCUGCUGAAGCGAGCCAAGUUGAGCAUCAUGAAAGAUGAGCCAGAAGAGGCUGAGUUAAUUUUGCAUGACGCUCUUCGUCUUGCCUAUGAGAGUGAAAACAAGAAGGCCAUCACUUACACUUAUGAUUUGAUGGCCAACUUAGCAUAUAUACGGGGUCAGCUUGAAGAUGCGGAAAAACUUUUUAAGGCAACAAUGAGUUACCUGCUUGGAGGGGGCACGCAACAGGAAGACAAUGCAAUAAUUGAAAUCUCUUUAAAGCUGGCCAGUAUCUAUGCUGCUCAGAACAGACAGGAAUUUGCUCUUGCUGGCUAUGAAUUCUGCAUUUCAACUCUAGAGGAAAAAAUUGAAAGAGAAAAGGAAUUAGCAGAAGACAUUUUGUCAGUGGACGAGAAAGCCAAUACUCGCCUCCUCCUUGGCAUGUGCUUAGACGCCUAUGCUCACUACCUUCUGUUCUCCAAGCAGCCGUCACAGGCACAAAGGAUGUAUGAAAAAGCUUUGCAGAUUUCUGAAGAAAUAUUAGGAGAAAGACACCCACAGACCAUUGUGCUGAUGAGUGACCUGGCUACCACCCUGGAUGCACAGGGCCGCUUUGAUGAGGCCUGUGUUUAUGUUCAGAGGGCCUCAGAUCUGGCGAGACAGAUAGAGCAUCCUGAGCUACACAUGCUGCUCAGUAAUCUGGCUGCAGUUCUGAUGCACAGAGAACGAUAUGCACAAGCAAAAGAGAUCUACCAGGAAGCCCUGAAGCGAGCAGAGCUGAAAAGAGAUGAGGUUUCUGUACAGCACAUCAGGGAAGAGUUGGCUGAGCUGUCAAGAAAAAGUAGACAUUUGGCUUAAUUUUAUCAAGCUCUACAUCCCUUUUUGUUGUAGAGAAUUUGCAGUAACAGCUAUUCCAGUCUCAGUAGCACCCAAAUCAAUGGCCUAAAUACUUUGUCCUUGAUAUUCAAGUUUCCUCAACUUAGCCUUGUGAAGGACAAGUUGUAUAUAAACACUGCCACUUUUGUUUUUGUGUUUUUAAAGCUUUCAUUCCCAACUGAUACAUGACUUCUAAAGAUGGAUGUCAAGUGAUGGUUUCAGUUGUAACAUUUGUGCUGGCCGUGCUGGUCUAAAUGUAACUACAGAUUAGGAUGGGCCAGUUUUCCUCUGGGUGGGCGGUGAUAAUUCAGCCAGGCAUCUCUCCCAUAAGAUUUUGGUCCAUUGAUUUGCUGCCCUCUCUUCUCUUAUUUUAUCAAUAUCUGGCAGACCAGAGCUACCUGUCUCAUGGCAAAGGGGGAUUAUGGUGAGUUAUUUUUCUUAUAAUCUAUUUCAUGAAGCCCAGUGUGGGACUGAAUGCAUAAAGGAGGAAAAGUAAUUAUCUUGGUUUGCCACCAGCAUCCAGCAUAAAGUUUUAAAGUGGGAAUUAGGCACUUGAAAAGUAUAGCACCCAUUUGAUUAUAAAUAAAAGUGAACUGUAUGUUUUAUAUUAUCUGAUUCUAUACAACUGUGAAAAAAAGGGGAGGAAAGGAAUAAUAUAUCCCCUUGUCAGUGCUGUCUGAGCACUCUGAUUCCUUUGCAACCCAGGACAUUCUAAUAUGCACUGCUGGUACAGUAGAAUCAUCACUAACCUGGAUCCUAGUCCUGGCUUUUUGAGUGUGUAUCCUCAUUUGUAGAGUAGGGAACAAAUGAGAUUCUCUCUCAGCCGUGGGAGAACAUAUUUGGUCAGGUGACCUUAAAUGAGUAGGCUGCUGUGUUGAAAGAGCUUUAUCACACUGCUUCACAGUAUAUAAAGUAUAGAAAUACAAGAUACACAUGGAUGUUUUCACCUUAGGAGUCUUGCAGAGAGCUGUUUGCCUAGGGGGAAGGCAAUUUUUCUAGGUACCACGAAGGAACACUGUUAUUGUUGGCAUGCCUGUGGGGGUGGGGAUAUGAGCAGGAAUGAUAAACUGAUACUUUUGGUUCCUGUGUACUUACUGGAAGAAUCCUUUCAUAAUAAACUAGAGACUCUACAACAAUAUUGUAUGUAUUCCGUAAUCUUUGAGUGUCUUAUAAAAGAUAAUUUGCUAAAGAGUUAAAAAUACUAGAAACCGUCAGGUCCAAAUCCUCAGAGAUUAGACUAAAAGCAGAAUUUUAUAUUUUGCAGGGUAAAUUUCUUCCCACUUUGUCUAAGCUCAUCAAUUAUUUACCACCCAGCUAAUUCUUUUAAUCAAGUCUAACUCAGAAAGAUGAACUAUAAUAUAAAUCAGAUUGAAUUUCAGUGUAACCCAGUCUUAAUUUAUUGGUAAUGAAAAAAAAAUUAGCAUCAACUACUCACCUUCUGCAUUAAGAACAUUUUUACCUUUUCACAAUUGCAGGGCUUACUAAAAGUUAGAUUUUCAUUCCAGGUUUUAUUUAAGAAUUUUUGACCCUCUACAAUGAUUCAGCUCAUGGUCCUGGUGCUGGAAAAAUUGUAGUUUUCAGAGAAACCGUCUCUGCAUGUGGGUGUGAGAGGCAGUCUCUCUUCAUGUUUUUCAUUAAAGUUCAUUGCACUGUUGUAAAAAGGUAGCAAAGCAAAGCAGGAGGAAGACUGACUCUUUUACUGACUGGUCUGAAUUCAAAAGUGAAUUGUUAAAAAUAGUGUACUUUAAACUUUUGAACUGUUCACUGGGGUUUUCAGGGCAUAAAUAUUUUAAAAAUAAAAUCACUCAGCAUACCAAAGUAAAAGCAUUAUGAAACUUCUAAUCAUACUUCUAUGAAUAGUAUUAGGAAGACCUUAAUUUAGUUCGGGGUGCUAAAAAAUCAUGCGUAAGGAUGUGUAGCUUCAGAAUGCUGAGAUCGCAGCCUGCAGAGUGCUACGCCUUUGUUUACAGUUCACUUCUGCAAAUCAUCAGUCUCUCAAAGCGCUGUGCUUGCCGUCAGUCAUGCUAAGGUGGCCCUCCACCCCCUCCCAAGACGGUUUGCUCCAUAGGUAAGCCAUACAAAAAUUCUGUCCUGUCGUUGUUCUUAACUAAGAAAUGAUAUUGGAUUUUAUCUCCCAUUCUGAAAUCUCUUCUCCAGGUGAUGGUAAAUGUAGUAAAACAAACAUGCAUGGUGAUGAGGAUAGGGUGAGUGGUUAAUAGCUGCUCACUUUGGGGUCCUCAAUUGGAACUACAGAAACGACAAGUUAGGCUCUGAUCUGAGUGUUCUCAGGAACUCUUCUGACUUGAAAUAGUUCAAGAGCCUCGGGGUCAUAGAAAAAUACCAUCAAUCUCUUUUGGGUCAGUUGGCAACAUAAAUUAUCAACGAAGUCUAAAAUAUUACCAGUACCUAAAAAAAAUUUCAGCAGAAAGAUGUUAAGUAGAACAUUUAGUUUUCAUUCACAUUAAAAUUUUAUGUAUAUGUACAUAAAUUUAUAAUAAAGUGAUACCAACUUUCCAAGUAGUAGAAAUCAGAUUGCUAAACCUGAUCUAAAGUUUAUUUUGAGGACCUCAAGUCUACAAGAGUGGGACAGUAAUAUGAGUGAAGGCUUUAACUUCAGACAAACGUGGAUUUAUGGCCUAUCUUUGUCGCUUAUUUAACUUGAUGGGCAAACUACUGAACUUGUGUCCUCAUCUAUAAAAUAAAGAUUAGAUACCACUGCCACAGGAUGAUGUGAGGGUCUCAAUCACGCAUAUGAAAUACUCAUUACAAAAGAGGCACUCAGUCAGUGGUUAUCAGAGACCUGCUUUCUUUAGAGGCUUGAGUACUUUUGUUAAAAAGUUUAGGUCUACUUAAAGUCUGCAAAGCAGUAAUUUUUAUCAUCCUGAGAGAUCUCUAUUUCUCCUGUUUCUAAUCAUCAGUGGCAUUCUCCCGAAACCGUUAUCUGUAUGCUUAGUACCUAUACGAAGGAUGCUUCAAUGCUAUCUAUGCUUAAGUUGUAUUAAAAAAAUCUAAAAAUUCAACAAGCAAUUAUUAAUGAAAGUUUAAACUGACCCUCUAGUACCAUAAUUAGUUUAAAAUUCCGUCUUUUAAAUUAUUUGCUCCUUGAGAUUCAGUGAAAUGAAAACAUUCAGCAGUAAACUCUUGCCCACAAGGAAUCAAAGUGAGUAAAUCACUAGCACGCAGGGAAGGGGAAAGGACCAUGUGGUCACCAUGAGAGUUCAGGAUAUGCAGCACAAAGCAAAUCUGAAGGACUAGAUUCUACACGGAUCAUCAUCUUCUAACUCAAUCAAUAAUAUGUAUCAAACUGAAGAAAAGUGUAAGUUUUUCCUUUGAGAUCUGAGACACCAAGAGCCUUCAUCACAAAUAAUCUACUGUAGCUAUGGACAGGGUAGUCAAAUUUAUUUCAAAACAAAAGCUUUGUUGGGCUGCAUCAAAUGCAGGAGGAAAAAGAAUACUUCGGGGCAUGGUCAAAUUACCAGUGUGCAUAACAGUGAGGUAUGCUCAAAUAAGCCUUUAAAACUUUAAAACCUGAACUAUAACAUACCCAUGCAGUAAUAUUUUUUCAGUGCUACUAAUUAAAAAAAAAAAAAAAAUUAAAGCCUGCAUUGGAAAUUUACAAAAUGGCAGAAUUUUGUGUCUCCUACCUUUUGACCGUAAUAUGUUAAUGUACAGAUUUUAUGACAGGGUCUGUGUUAAAAAAUCUAAACAUUUCCACAAGAUUUUAAACAUCACUGGGAAUCUGAAUUUAGAAGAGACAAAAUUGGAUAAAAGUACAAUGCCCGUGACAGCCAACGUUUUGUAACUGGGCUGUAUGAGGUUGUUUAGAAGGCAAGGGUUAAAAAGAUAGAUGAAAAGAUUUUUAAAAAUUACCCCCAAAGUUGAUGCGCUGAUUUGAAUAUAAGUACACCAGAUACUACAGCAUGGGGAAACACUGCAAAAAGAUAAUCUAUUUACAGAAGAGUGAUUUAAAGACAUUAUGUUUUUUGUUUUUUUUUUUUUUACAAACAGAUGUAAGAACAGGAAUUGUCCACUUUUUAAAAACUCUACAUUUCAACCUCCACUAUUAUUAUAAUUUGCUGAACUGCCUGUAUCAAAGGCAGUUCCCCCCCAUUUGACUCUCCAAAUAAAUUUCCAUCAUUUCUUCAUCAUCCAUGGUCCAGGCUCUCCUGAAAAGUCUCUGGGCACAAGUCAUAGGAGGGCAGGUUUUUGACCUGCAAUUAAAAA